Messenger RNA from Colletotrichum tamarilloi, 837 nucleotides. RefSeq names its product short chain dehydrogenase. NCBI's taxonomy places the organism in Eukaryota, Fungi, Ascomycota, Sordariomycetes, Glomerellales, Glomerellaceae. The coding region runs from base 1 to 837 and encodes 278 amino acids. Gene Ontology annotation, molecular function: oxidoreductase activity. The record is from RefSeq and is a predicted model, not a curated record. The transcript is spliced from 2 exons.
AUGGCUCCUUCCGCGACUGAGAACAUCGCUGCUCAGCAGCCUGUCGAGUACGACGCGGCGCGUCCCUUCGUCGGCAAGGUCGCUCUGAUCACCGGCUCCGGCCGCGGUAUCGGACGCGGCAUUGCCGUCGAGCUCGGCAAGCGCGGCGCAAACGUCGUCGUCAACUACGCCUCCUCGGCCGGCGCCGCCGAGGAGGUCGUCGCCGAGAUCCAGAAGCUCGGGUCAAAGGCCAUCGCCCUCAAGGCCGACAUCAGCAAGCCCGCCCAGGUCGUCGACCUCUUUGACCGCGCCGUAGCCCACUUUGGCCGCAUGGACUUUGUCAUCUCCAACUCCGGCAAGGAGGUCUGGUGCCCCGAGGAGGAGGUCACCGAGGAGCUCUUCCAGAACAUCUUUGACCUCAACACCCGCGGCCAGUUCUUCGUCGCCCAGCAGGGCCUGAAGCACUGCGGACGCGGAGGCCGCAUCCUCCUCACUUCCUCUAUUGCUGCCCAGAUGGGCGGUAUCCCCAACCACGCCCUGUACGCCGGCUCCAAGGCCGCCGUCGAGGGCUUCACCCGCGCCUUCGCCGUCGACUGCGGUGCCAAGGGCAUCACCGUCAACGCCAUCGCCCCCGGCGGUGUCAAGACGGACAUGUACGACGAGAACUCGUGGCACUACGUCCCCAACGGUUACAAGGGCAUGCCCAUCGAGAUCAUCGACCAGGGCCUUGCCAACAUGAACCCUCUUAAGCGCGUCGGUGUCCCUGCCGACGUCGGUAAGGUCGUCGCUUCCCUCUGCCAUUCUGACUGCGAGUGGAUCAACGGUCAAGUCAUCAAGGUCACCGGUGGCGGCACAUAA